ACGAGCUGAUCCCCUCCCUCCACAACAAAACAAAUCUCCUUCCUCCUCCAUCUUCUUCCCCCUCGCCCUCUCUAUCCCGCGUUCCAUCGCUCCGCGCCGGCGCCGCACCACCCUCGAAUUCCGCCAUGCCGAAGGGGGCCAAGAAGCGUGCCAAGCUCAAGAAGAAGCAGCAGGGGGACCACCCCGCCGGUUCCGAAGGCGGUGCCAACGGGAACAACGGAAGCAAUAACUCCAGCCACGGCGACGCCGCCAGCGAUGGCAACCACCUACCAAUCCCACUUAACAUUCCUCCAGUGGAUGCGAGCGAGGAUUCGAUGGAGAGCUCCGAGGAGAUGGUGACGCCGAGGGCGGAGGCCGACGAGGAGGAGAAGAAGGGGGCCGCCUCAGAGGUGCCUGUGGAGCGCACCGACGAGGUCGUUCAGGAGGACGCAACGGGCGAUGCCGGGGAGGAGGUCAUGGUUGAUGCUUUGCCGCCUGAAGCCGGUCAGCGGGAACAAGAGGGUAAGGUAGAUGUGAGGGCGAAGGCGCAUGUCGUGGUGCAGGAACCGGAGGUGCAGGAUGUCGUGGUGUCUGAGGCACCUGAGGUGCUGGAACCGGAGGUGAAGAGCGAGGGGGUGGUGGUCCGGGAGACGGCCAAGGUGCAUCCGGUGCAUGAACCAGAGACGGAAGGCGAUGAGGUUGUGGUCAGGCAGACGGCCACGACAGAUGUGGUGCAGGAACCGGAGGCAAAGGGUGAGGUAUCACGGUCUCGUGAGGCAGCUAGUGUGCAGACUACAGAGGUGGCGCGUGGACCUGCAGUAGCGGUGGCUGCUGCAGGGCAUCGGGCGAAAUGGUGGAAUUGCUGCGGGGUUUUUGAUGCCCUUGCUGGUUCAGAGAGAUAGAUUGAGGUACAUGAUUGGAACUUGGAAAGCAAGAGGACAGAAGAUGCAAAGUUGUUCAAAGCUGAUGGGUAAUUGUAACUAAACUCGUUGAAUGGCCACACAAAUGAUGAAGUUGACGGGUUUUGAACGACAUCGUGCUGAUGUUCUCCCCGCCCAUGUUUCUGUGUCUUGCUGUGCAAAGUUACACCGUAUUGGUUGUGGUUAAUAUGCGUGGGUGUUUAGUAUUCUGAAGACCCUUGUCUAGUAUCUCCUAGGUCUGCUGUCCUUGUAGCAUAUGAGUUUAAGCGGGUCGACUCUGAAAAUUUUGCUCUUUAUUUCUUAUACUUAAUUUUUGGGGAGGUAUGUCCCCUUUUCAUGACCAUGUCACAGUUUGAGACGUUCUUUGUAGUGGUGGUCUGUGAUAAUCCCCAACAUAUCAGACUGUUCAUUACAGAAAUAAAUAAUCCUGAGAUGUGUGGGGUUAGACUCUUAA
Molecule: messenger RNA, 1353 nt
Organism: Brachypodium distachyon (stiff brome)
Lineage: Eukaryota; Viridiplantae; Streptophyta; Magnoliopsida; Poales; Poaceae
Exons: 4
Coding region: 126-881 (251 amino acids)
Source: RefSeq, a predicted model, not a curated record